CGUAGUUUAUGUGGGAUUACUUCCCCUUAUCAGAUGUUUACAAGGUCGCCGUAAAAAUGUUAACCCACAUUUAUAAAGCUGGGCUUUUGGGCAAAUUCCGGAAAUUGACAGUUGCAACAUCAUGGUAUCACAGUAAAUCUGGUGUUUAUGGUCACAGACCACAAGAAUCUUCAUCGCAAUUCCAUGUUAAAGAUAGUCAUAUUCAAAACAGAAUACAGAACAGUAAUGUAUACAGACUUGUAGAGGCUUACAGAACACAUGGUCAUAAGAAAGCCACUCUAGAUCCACUGUACUUGCAACAAGAAAUUGAUCCCCAUGAGCUAGCCCCUGAGAGAUAUGGAUUAACAGAGAGUCUACAAGUAAAUGUUGAUGGACUAUUUUUUGGGGGCGGGGCUUCCCAGUCCAUGUCUGUCACAGAACUUAUUGGUCGAUUGGAGAAAGAAUACUGUGAUACAAUUGCAGCUGAGUUCCAGCAUUUAAGGACAGAGGAAGAGAGAGAAUGGUUUUCUGAGGCAUUUGAAACGAAACAUCAAAUUGAUCUUACAAAUGAUAGAAGAAUAGGCCUUGCCAAUCUCAUGCUUAAAUCACAGGCAUUUGAUCACUUUUUGGCACAGAAGUUUACUACAUUAAAGAGAUAUGGGGGAGAGGGUGGUGAAAGUAUGAUGGCAGUAUUUGAUGAGAUAUUCAGAAAAAGUGCAGAAGCUGGCAUAGAGGAAAUAGUGAUCUGCAUGCCACAUAGAGGGCGCCUUAACUUUCUUACAUGUCUACUUAAUUAUCCACCAAUUAGAAUCUUCCAAAAGGUUUCAGGUAUAUCAGAGAUACCUGAGGGAUCAAAAGGGACUGGAGAUGUAGUGUCACAUUCAUAUACAUCAGUAGAUCUGGAAUAUGAAGGGAAGAAAUUGCAUGUUUCAUUUCUACCAAACCCAUCACAUCUUGAGGCAAAUAAUCCCGUUGCUGUUGGAAAGUGUAGAUCUAAGCAGCAGACAUUACAAGAAGGAGAUUACAGUAGAACUGGAGAGUCAAAACAAGGGGACAGAACUCUAUGUCUACAAGUUCAUGGUGAUGCUUCAUUCUCAGCGCAGGGUAUAGUAGCAGAAACAUUUUGUAUAGCAGAAUGUCCACAUUACAAUGUUGGUGGUAGUAUUCAUUUCAUAGUUAACAACCAGAUAGGGUUUACAACAGAGGCUGCUAGAGGGAGAUCUUCCCAAUAUAGCAGUGAUUUGGCAAAAAUAAAUGGAUACCCAGUUCUUCAUGUUAACGCUGACUUCCCUGAGGAUGUUGUCAAGGCUACGGCAAUCGCUAUGGACUACCGGGAAAAGUUCCGGAAAGAUGUGAUCAUAGACUAUAUUUGUUUCCGGAAAUAUGGUCAUAAUGAACUAGAUGACCCAUCGUUCACACAGCCUCUCAUGUAUAAAGCCAUCAAAAAUAGAAAAAGCAUUCCAGAUUCUUACGCAGACGAGCUUGUUACUGAUGGUAGAUGCUCAUCGGAUGAUUUGAGUCAGGUACAGCAGGCCUGGGCACAGAAAUUAGCAGCAGACUUUGCAGAAGUUAAUUCUAAAUCAGUACAGCCAUACGAUCUACAGCGACAAUGGAGUGGUUACAGACAAGCACCAGGGGAGAUAACUGUAUGGGCUACUGGUGUUAACGUAGAAAUUCUGAAAUAUGUUGGUGCAAAAUCAGUCACCUUACCAGAUGACUUUAAUGUACAUCCUACUAUUGGUAAAAAUCACUGUGAGAGACGUGUACAGAAAUUAACAGAAGGAGCUGGUCUUGAUUGGGCCGCUGCUGAAGCUCUUGCAUUUGGUUCGUUGAUGCAUCAAGGUUUUAAUGUGCGAAUAAGUGGCCAGGAUGUUGGCAGGGGUACCUUUAGUCAUAGACAUGCCAUGUUAGUGGACCAAAUAACUGAUGAAAUAUAUGUGCCUCUGAAUCAUAUGUCACAGGAAGGACAGGGUUACCUUGAAGUAGCUAACAGUGCAUUAACAGAAGAAGCAGUAUUAGGAUUUGAGUAUGGGAUGAGUAUUGAUACUCCACGUUCACUAGUCAUCUGGGAGGCACAAUUUGGGGAUUUCUUCAAUGGGGCCCAGCCAAUAAUUGAUACUUAUAUUACCAGUGGAGAAAAUAAGUGGCUGCUACAGUCAGGUCUUGUCAUGUUGUUACCACAUGGUAUGGAUGGCGCCGGACCAGAACACUCUUCAUGUCGUAUUGAGCGAUUUCUACAAGGUUGUGAUAGCAGCGAGACCUCAGCAGACGGCGAUGAUAUUAAUAUUCAAAUUUUGAACCCAACGACACCAGCCCAGUAUUUUCAUCUCCUCAGGAGACAAAUGAUUCGUAACUACAGAAAACCUGUCAUUGUAAUUGCACCAAAGGUAUUACUACGCUUACCAGCAGCUACAUCUAGUCUUUCUGAAAUGGCUCCUGGAACUACUUUCAAACCUGUACUCGGUGAUCUCAAGGUCAAAGGUGAAAAGGUCAAUAAGGUUGUUUUUUGCUCAGGAAAGCAUUACUACACCAUGUUAAAAGAAAGAGACGCAAGAAAUAUUGAUGAUGUGGCUUUGAUAAGGCUUGAGAGUUUGUGUCCAUUCCCUGUCGCCGAGUUACAAAAUGAAAUGAAAAAAUACCCUAAUGCUAAAGAAUAUAUUUGGGCACAGGAAGAGCAUAGAAAUAUGGGUGCUUGGUCAUUUGUUUCUCCCAGAUUUGAAAAUCUAGUUGGAUGUAAGUUGAGAUAUGUUGGUAGGGAUGUAUUGGGAUUACCAGCUGUAGGUAUAGGACAUAUUCACAAGAUGGAGGCAGAUAAACUCAUCACUGAUCUCUUUUCAUGAACAAACAUAUUUAAGUGUAAUAUUAGUGUGAAUUAUUUUAUAUCAAUUUGAAUUGAUCAUUGUGUAACAGGGUGUUAUUAUUGUGAAGAAAUUUUCUCAUGUAAAUGGUAACAUAAUGUAAAGAAAUUACUUUUUAUUCAGAUUUUGAAUGAGAUUAUGUACAUGUACCUGUUUGAGUUGGUCUAGGGAUUUUAUGUUUUGAUUGUGGCAUGCAUGUAAUGAAUUUGUUAAUUGAUGAUUUUUUGAAAAAAAUAUGUUUAAUUUAAUUUUUAAGACUUAAUGAAAAACUAUUGUUAAUCUGAUGAAAUGAAAUGCAAUUUAUGAAAUAUACUGGUAACAGAUUUGCACGUAGCUUCCAAUUAAUGAAAUAUAUAUUUAAGACAAUUUUCGGAGUAAAAUCAGAUGCAAGUUUGCUAAAAAAUAAUGCAUACAUGAAUGAAAAUUGUUUCUUUGUAAGUUUGUGUUGUCAGUUCCAUUGUACUCAAAUAAUGGACUUGUCCUACUAUGAAUAAGGAACUAUUCCAAUGUUAAUCUAAGGGGUUUCUUGACCAAAGUGCUAUAAUUAUGCAGCCAGCAAUAUAUAGCAGAUCAGACCUCACCUGUGUUUGAACCCUACACCUGCUGUAUUUGUUGCAUAUAGACGAGCAGGGAAGAGCUCUAGUCUACAAAUAAAGAUUUUGUUCUGCUUUGUAUUUUGAACAGUCGAUUUUGCAUGCUAGGGAUUAUAAUUUUCAGAUAACAAAAUUAAUGUUUAGAAUUAAGUUAAUGAAAUAAAUCAUAUUUAGCAGUUCAGAGUGUGAUCAAACAGCACAUAUGCUGUGGUAUUAAUUAUAGACUUGUUAAAUACUGUGAUAUUUUUGUAUAUGUUUGUAAUUUUGAUAACAGAAGAGAAAAUUUAAAUAAACAAAGGA
Molecule: messenger RNA, 3730 nt
Organism: Ruditapes philippinarum (Manila clam)
Lineage: Eukaryota; Metazoa; Mollusca; Bivalvia; Venerida; Veneridae
Product: 2-oxoadipate dehydrogenase complex component E1-like
Exons: 22
Coding region: 9-2819 (936 amino acids)
Biological process (GO): tricarboxylic acid cycle
Molecular function (GO): thiamine pyrophosphate binding; oxoglutarate dehydrogenase (succinyl-transferring) activity
Source: RefSeq, a predicted model, not a curated record